This is a messenger RNA of Wasmannia auropunctata (little fire ant), 2188 nucleotides long. Its product is annotated as esterase E4-like. NCBI's taxonomy places the organism in Eukaryota, Metazoa, Arthropoda, Insecta, Hymenoptera, Formicidae. The coding region runs from base 309 to 1994 and encodes 561 amino acids. The record is from RefSeq and is a predicted model, not a curated record. The transcript is spliced from 8 exons.
UCUUGGUUCAAAAUCCCGCGUGCGCGUGUAUAUUUUCAAUUACAAAACCGCAUGACCUCACGUAUGCCUGGACGUUUGUGGGAAAUACUCUCGGUAUGAUAAAGUCAAGUUUCCCAGAAAGACAAUUGCGAUUUACGCGCACGUCUUCCUCCUCGCGGUUCGGUAUAUAAAAGGCCUCGUGGUGCCCUUGAGAUGUUUUUAGUGCUCGCUGGUGCGGCACUUAACGUGCCUAACCGGUUUCACGUGCGUGAGUUUCCUGCUCGCAUUAGACUCGCCAGUACCGAACUGUCCUCCUCUGCAGAAACGUCAUGAAACGCCUGUUCGUUAUUCUUUUGAGUGUCGUUUUCGUGUUCGCCGAUGACAAUCUCACCGACGAACAACAUGAGGUCGCCGCACCGAUUGGAAGAAUUCGCGGUUCCAUCAUGACCUCCAGACUUGGCAAGAAAAUCUAUUCCUUCCGCGGUGUCAGAUACGCCGAACCGCCGACCGGACAGCAACGUUUCCAAGUCGCAAUUCCAGCGGCGGAUUGGACCAAUGUUUUCGAUGCGACUAAAGAAGGCCCCGCCUGUCCAGCGAUGUUUGAACAGAAUAUAAUGGAGGAUUGUCUCCGUGUGAAUGUCUACACGACGAAAUUACCAUCGGAGAACGAUCCCGUGAAAAGACCUGUACUAGUAUUUUUCCAUCCUGGUGCUUUUUACUUGUUCUCGGGCCAAAGUUCUAAUUUCGGACCUCAGUAUUUAUUGGACAAAGACAUCGUUCUCGUCACCGUCAAUUAUCGUCUUGCGUCGCUAGGCUUUCUGAGCACCGGCGAUUCGAAGGCACCGGGUAAUUUAGGCCUGAAGGAUCAAGUCGUGGCGCUUCGAUGGGUUCAAAGGAACAUAGCUGCCUUCGGCGGUGACCCCGAUAGCGUUACUAUAUCCGGCUACAGCAUCGGUGGAGUGAGCGUGAUGUUGCACAUGGUCUCGCCGAUGUCCAAAGGAUUGUUCCAUCGGGCGAUUAUGAUGAGUGGCGGGCCGCCGAAAGAACCGUACCCAACCGAACAACUGCACUUAGCGAAGAAACAAGCCGAAUUAUUAGACUGCCCGACCGACACUACUGGCUCUAUGCUAAUUUGUUUGAACUCCAAGCCAGUGGAGAACUUCACAGAUACCAUACCCAAGUUUUUUGAAUGGUACUUUCAUCCAAUGUUAAUAUGGACACCCGUAGUGGAACCUGAGGUUCACGGCGUGGAAAGAUUCUUGCCAGAACAGCCCAAUGAUCUUAUUAGAAAAGGGCAGUUUCACAAAGUUCCGCUGAUCGCAGGAGUUACUAAAAACGAAUUCGACAGUGUGGCCGCCUUUGUCAAGAAGCAACACGAACUCGGAAAUGAUUCGAUGGUGGACGACUUGAACAAUGACUGGUACAGACUCGCACCUAUUAAUUUCUUGUACGACCGGGAUACACCUCGAUCCAGACACAUAAGUACCGAACUACGCAAAUUUUACUUUGGAGACAAACCGGUCGGUCCAGAUACUUACGACGGUUUCGCACAUAUGAACAGUGACGGCAUAGUUAUAUACCCGAUGCAUCGUUCUGUAAGAUUGAUCGCAGAAAACUCCAAUCAACCUGUCUACUAUUAUAUGUCUUCUUAUCAAGGACGAUACAGUUUUGCCAUGUGGAAUAAAACCACACCAUACGGAGUGGUGCAUCAUGACGAUUUGCAAUAUCUGUUCGUUAUGAAUGCAACGUUCUUUGGGACAGUCAAAAUCCCGUAUUUCGAAAACGAUGCCCCGGAAAUUCUUAUGGUGGAACUGAUGACAAGCAUGUGGUCGAACUUUGUUCAAACCGGACAGCCGGUGUCUCCAGCUUUGGAAGCAAAGAAUGUUACGUGGGAACCAUAUUUACUAGAAAGAGAUAAUUAUCUAGAAAUCACCGAGGAACCAAGAAUGAAGACAGGAUUGUAUCCCGACAGAAUGCAAAUAUGGGACAGUUUGUUUUCUUUGAAUCCGAAGUAGAAAUCGAUUCAAUCUCUAAAAUCGAUUUCAUAACGUGUAACAGAUAUGCUGACUUGUGGUUUCGUCCGUUAAGUAAGAGUGAGAAAAAACAUAUAUUAAUUCUAUUACUCGACAAAUGCAAUACAGUUACAUCAUUAUAGUGUUUUAUAAAAAGUAAUCUGUUUUUUAAUAAAAAAAUUGUUUUUGCAAAACUA